GCGGACGAGGCGGGCAUCGUCGCCCUGGACUACCACGCACCGAGUCUCUGCGUCCGUGCGACGGACGUGGAGCGCUUCCACGGCAGCCCCGGGCGCUACACUGUGGGCCGAGGCCAGGAGCUCGUCACUUUCGCGAGCGACGACGAGGACGCGGUUUCGAUGGCGCUGUCGGCGCUUUGUCGGCUGCUCGCUCGAAGCGAGCUUGCUUUCGAGGACGUCGGCCGACUCGAGUGUGGUACGGAGAGCAGCGUCGACCGUGGUAAGUCCACAAAGUCCUUCCUCAUGUCUUUGUUCGAGGCGACCGGCGACCUCGACGUCCAGGGCGCGGACACCGUGAACGCCUGUUACGGCGGUACGAACGCGCUCUUGAGCACCAGGAACUGGAUUCACGGCCCGGGAUGGACUGGGAGGUACGGCGCCGUCGUCUGCUCUGACCCGGCCGUGCACCCGGACCCGGCUCAAUUGGCCGGCGUCGGCGCGUCGGCGGUGUCCUUGCUCGCGGGACCGCGCGCUUCUCUGGCCAUGGAGACGCGGUGCACGACCUUCGUCAAGCAUGCCUGGGACUUUUACCGGCCCGUCGGAUGGUCGUCCAACGACGCCCUCGUAGACGUCGCCGUGGCUACCACCUAG
Molecule: messenger RNA, 630 nt
Organism: Aureococcus anophagefferens
Lineage: Eukaryota; Pelagophyceae; Pelagomonadales; Pelagomonadaceae
Exons: 1
Biological process (GO): acetyl-CoA metabolic process
Molecular function (GO): hydroxymethylglutaryl-CoA synthase activity
Source: RefSeq, a predicted model, not a curated record